Molecule: messenger RNA, 720 nt
Organism: Drepanopeziza brunnea f. sp. 'multigermtubi' MB_m1
Lineage: Eukaryota; Fungi; Ascomycota; Leotiomycetes; Helotiales; Drepanopezizaceae
Biological process (GO): mitotic spindle assembly checkpoint signaling
Cellular component (GO): cytoplasm; kinetochore; nucleoplasm
Source: RefSeq, a predicted model, not a curated record
AUGUCGGCCCCAGCGGAAAAAGAGAAGGCGAAGACGCACAAGCUGUCAUUAAAGGGAUCAUCGAAACUGGUCGCGGAAUUCUUCAAUUACUCCAUAAACACCAUUCUCUUUCAAAGAGGCGUCUACCCCGCCGAAGACUUCAACCCAGUCAAAAAGUAUGGUCUCACGAUGCUCGUAUCUUCCGACGACCAGGUCAAAGCCUACAUUAAGAAGAUCAUGUCCCAGCUCGACAAAUGGAUGAUCGGCGGCAAGAUCUCCAAGCUGGUCGUGGUCAUCACCAGCAAGGACACCGGCGAGCACGUAGAGCGGUGGCAGUUUGACGUUGAGAUCCUCAAAAAAUCCUCCUCCUCCAAAAAACCUUCCUCUUCCACCUCUAAAGCCGCAUCUACCGACAAAGAAAACGCCGGUCCCUCAACCUCCUCCUCCUCAUCAUCCACUACCCCCACAGCAGCGCCCACAGAGGCCGAGAUCCAGGCCUCGAUCCAGGCCAUCUUCCGACAGAUCACCGCAUCCGUCACCUUCCUGCCGCAGCUGGACGGCGAGUGCACGUUCAACGUUUUGGUGUACGCGGAUGCCGACAGCGAGGUGCCGAUGGAAUGGGGCGACAGCGACGCGAAGGAGGUGCCGGGCGGCGAGAAGGUGCAGCUGCGGAGCUUCAGCACGAGCAACCACCGCGUCGAGACGAUGGUCAGCUACAAGGUUCGGAAUGAUGACAUGUAA